AUGGGUCCUCAUGAGGAUUCGUCACGGGAAAAGCAAGAGGGUAACCCAGGCGAGCCGGUAGAGAACCGCCCAGCACCACUAUCUAUCGAGGUUGGGACUUCGGGAGGUGGCCUUGUCGGCAACGGGCCAUCAGACACGAGCAACACGGUUGUCCCAGACCCCGAGUCGCUUCACCCGGUCUCGAGCGGCCCGGUCUACAGCGCUUUCUCAAAGCCGACGAAACGAUGGGUCAUCGCCAUGGCCGCUUGCGCGAGCUUUGUUUCGCCCAUGACAGCCAACAUCUACUUCCCGGCCCUGAACCCUAUCGCUGACGAUCUCGGCGUAUCGGUCAACCUCAUAAACCUGACCCUGACGACGUACAUGAUCUUCCAGGCCAUCGCCCCCACGAUCGUCGGCGACUUCGGCGACAUGGCCGGCAGGAGGCCUGCCUUUAUCAUCUCCUUCGCCAUCUACAUAUUUGCCAACCUUGGCCUUGCUCUCCAGAAGAAUUACGCUGCUCUGCUGGUACUGCGUAUGCUCCAGAGCGCUGGAAGCAGUGGUACUCUAUCGUUAUGCUUCGCCGUCGUGGCUGAUGUUGCGGUGAGCGCGGAAAGGGGGAAGUACAUGGGCAUCGUUGGGGCGGGUAUCAACGUCGGACCGGCGCUCAGCCCGGUGCUCGGUGGGAUUCUGGCCGAAUACCUAGGAUGGAGGGCUAUUUUCUGGUUCUGUCUCAUCUACGCUGCGGUGUGGCUCAUACCAUACACUCUGGCGGUGCCUGAGACGUGCAGAAAGGUGGUGGGAAACGGGUCUGUGCCGGCACAGGGGUGGAAUAUGACCGCCGUCGACUUUUUCCGUUGUCGUCACAGUCCACAGCACGCAGACACUUCGGUUGGGGCUCCCAAACGCGAGCUGCGCUUUCCCAACCCCCUCAAUACCCUAAAGGUGGUACUUCAGAAAGACCUGGCCCUUCUUCUGUCCUACAACACCAUGAUUUACCUCGUGUUCAUCCUCAUCGCUGCUACUUUGUCCACAGAGUUCGCAGACAUUUACCACCUCACCGAUUUGCAGAUCGGGUUGUGCUAUCUACCAUACGGGAUGGGGUGCUGCCUGGCGGCCAUCCUGCAGGGCUACAUCCUCGAUACCAACUACCGCAGGAUAGCCCACAACAUUGGGUUUACAAUCGACUACAAGCGGGGCGACGACCUACGGAAUUUCCCCAUCGAGAAAGCCCGACUCCUCCCCGUCUUCCCCAUGCUCUUCACAGGCAUUGCGGCAGUCAUCAGCUACGGCUGGGUUCUCCAUGCUGAGACCGUCUUAGCCGGCCCGCUGGUGUUGCUCUUUGUCGUCGGGCUCUGCAUCACCGGUUCGUUCGGCAUCCUCAACACGUUGCUGGUCGAUCUGUACCCCGAGGCCCCGGCGACAGCUAUAGCUGCUAAUAACCUGGUGCGGAGCUUCACCUACCCUAUCCGAACCCCAAUGGGCAAACACGUUUGGAUAGCAUGUUUGUUUGAUAAAGUGAUAUAA
This is a messenger RNA of Chaetomium fimeti, 1503 nucleotides long. RefSeq names its product major facilitator superfamily domain-containing protein. NCBI's taxonomy places the organism in Eukaryota, Fungi, Ascomycota, Sordariomycetes, Sordariales, Chaetomiaceae. The coding region runs from base 1 to 1503 and encodes 500 amino acids. Gene Ontology annotation, cellular component: plasma membrane. Gene Ontology annotation, molecular function: transmembrane transporter activity. The record is from RefSeq and is a predicted model, not a curated record. Gene Ontology annotation, biological process: transmembrane transport. The transcript is spliced from 3 exons.